Messenger RNA from Bolinopsis microptera, 1000 nucleotides. RefSeq lists its product as uncharacterized. The record is from RefSeq and is a predicted model, not a curated record. Bases 99 to 908 code for a protein of 269 amino acids. Lineage: Eukaryota; Metazoa; Ctenophora; Tentaculata; Lobata; Bolinopsidae. The transcript is spliced from 6 exons.
GGCCAACGCGCGACUCUAGUCUCGAGAAAACUAGCUCACUGAAAACUAGUUCACUGAAAACUAGUUCACUGAAAGCUCUGUUUAAAGACCGUGAAACUAUGGCACAGUUUGAGAUAAUUUACGAUUCUUCAAAAGAAGAGUCUCUACAGUUCUACAACACUUCUAUCAAACAGUUCAUUUCUCCUAAUGAGGCACAGAGUCUAAGUAACCAAGGCCUUGGUAAGAUAGUGAUAGGAAGAGCUCCUGCCUCUACCUCGUGCAGUGUUAUCCUGCAUGAUCAGUCCAGCCCUUAUUGGGAGUGCUACUAUAAUACGGACACUGAUAAGUUCCUAUGUGAAGCUGAUGCCAACACUCUCCAGCAAAUUGGAUUAGGACGAAUAGUGGCAGGUAAAAUUCCGUAUGUUAUCACUAAAGAAAAUGGGAUCUAUUUCGAUGUGGUGAAAGAUAGGAGAAUUGGCGAACAGACCGCUUUACAAAUUGUAUCAAGUGGAGUAGCAGUGCUAAAGAACAAAGGCAGAAGUAACGAGUCACGUGAUGAGUCACGUGAUGAGUUUGUUGAUGCUAGCACUAACCUGCUCCCGGAUACCAACCCUGGAGACAGUACUAACUCCGGUACCUCUCCUAACUCCAGUACCCGUCCUAACUCCCUCCCUCCACGUAGCAUCUCAUCUCAACCAGGAAGAUCACUAGUCUCAACAACAUGCUCACAACCAAGUCUGAAACAAGAAGUAGGGACCUUCUCCUCUAGCGGACCCUCCUCUAGUGUUCAGAGUGAGAAGGAGGAGUCCUGGGUUGAUAUAGUGGCACCAAUAGCGGCUGGAGCGGCUAUUGCGGGGGUAGCUAUUGCUGGGGUGGCGGCUGCCAUGUUCUUUGGUAGUGGUGGUGGAAAGAACAAGAAGAAGAAGUGAAUUGAGCGGACAUAAAUGUGGUUUUUAGAUGAUAAGUAACGUGGUUUAAUGGUCGAUGAUUAGUUUGUUUUGAUACGUUAUGUAGAUAAUAG